Molecule: messenger RNA, 3383 nt
Organism: Paramisgurnus dabryanus
Lineage: Eukaryota; Metazoa; Chordata; Actinopteri; Cypriniformes; Cobitidae
Biological process (GO): regulation of gene expression
Cellular component (GO): nucleus
Source: RefSeq, a predicted model, not a curated record
GAUAAAACUUUAUUAUUAUUUUUUUUUUUUACAUAUUUAGGUUGUAUUUGCACGACCACUUUUGGAGUCGACAAAGCGGCUUUUAUUGGUAACGGAAACGGAAGCGACCUUUCUUUUGUAUAUUUGCGUUUGGGAACGUUAUUGGUCUUUAAAAGUUUCAGCUUGAGCAGGAUCAUGCUUGAAGGAGAGGUUAAGAGUCAAGAAGCUAACUCUGAAGAGACAGAAACCAAUGAACAUGCUGUAACAAAAAUGGGUGAUUUACUUUCAAAAGGUCUGUCAUUAAGCUCCCAGAACAGAGAAGUGAAUGAACCUUCACCUGCCGCCACUGACGUCCUACCUAUGGAGAGAGAUAAAGGCUCCUGUGAAACAGAUGGAAAUACAUUUCCAGAGCAGUUAAAACCUUCUGAUUUGACAUCUCCUGAGGAGCGUGACAUGGAUACUCAGAAAUGUUUGGAUGACUCUGAUGUUCCAACAGAAACAAAAAGAUGUUCUGAUUGUCCAUCCAGCGCCACAGAUAAUGAACCAACAUUAAUGAGUCAAUCGGGGAAAGUGUCGAACAAUAAUGAAGGCCAAUCUUCAAUACUCCAUACAUCUGUGGAAGAUCGGAAUACCACACUAGGAAAAGCUGAUGACAUUGAUUGUAAUAAAUCUUUCCCUGAAACAUCUAAUUUAGGUGAUAGCCAAUGCAAAGAAGAUUCUGACAAAAAAAUCAAUGUUGAUAUUACAUAUAAAAAAGUUUGCGACAUUGAAAACCAAGGAGCAUCACAAGUUAUACCUUUUACAGGAUUGAACCGAUUAGAUGCAAUUUCGGAUAAUGCCCCUGUAGAUCAAUCAAUAGAGGUAACACCUUCCGAAAAUGUAUCCCCUUAUUCACAAGGGACUAAUUCGGAGCAGGACAACCAGAAAUCUUUGAGUGAAGGAAGUGCAGAGGAUAGCUCUAUGGAAAUGAUAGAAGAUAAAUCUAAAUGUUCUUACUCUUCACGAGGACGGCCACGUAAAAAGAAACAGAUUAUCAAGUGUGAAUAUUGUAGUCGCCAGUUUAAUCAUUCCUCAGCAUAUAUCAUUCAUCGCCGUGUCCACACAGGAGAAAAACCUUUCAUUUGCCCGGACUGUGGCAAAGCCUUUGCUCAAGUCUCCAACCUUCGGUCUCACUCCAGAGUCCAUAAAUCCAAAUGUCGGAAUCGGAAAUAUGCACACAGACCCCAAACCAGAGCUGCAGACUUGAACAUGACCCCAGUGGGAAUGACUGACAAGCAAGAAAAUGAUAGUGGUAAUCGAGUAGUUUCCUUCAAAAGGAGAAAAGGACGAGGGAGAGGACGAGGGAGAGGAAGAGGGAAACCCCAUGCUUGUCCAAUAUGCAGCAAGGUCUUUUGCUUCAAAUCGGUCCUUAAAAUCCACCUUCGAAUACACAGUGGGGAAAAACCUUACUCGUGCAAGGUGUGUGGCAAAUCCUUUACUCAGGCGUGUACUGCUCGCGUUCACGAGAAAGUGCAUUGGCACAUCAAGCCUUACCUUUGUUCAAAAUGCGGUAGGGGAUUUUCUCAGAUCGGACCAUUAAAAGCACACACCUGUGAAGGUAGAAGUCAACAACAUGCGACCCUUAAAGAUUUGGAAUUGGCUGGUCUUGUGUCCUUCAGAUGUCACCUUUGCAAAAAAAGCUUCGGGAACAAAGAUGAGUAUGAAUUACAUUUGCAAGGACAUACCGAUACCCAACGUUACAGCUGUAACCGUUGCAAUCAAAAGUUCAGUCUACUUUCUGAGCUGAAAACACACUACAACCAUUGUGUAUACAUGCGGGUCACAAAAACAAAGGCUUCCAGCUCCAAUUCGGCUAAACGGUUACAACCCCAGUCCUCCCCCACAAUAAAAACAGCACUAAAAUUGCCAAGGGCAAGUCCAACGUUUCCUUCUGUAAAAUCUCCUACCCAAAAAGAUAUUUCUUUGCCCCAAAAACGGAAAAAAUGCCCCUCUCUACUUGCUUGCCCUCCUAAGGUCAUGGUUACUUCUGAUUAUGAUCAUCAAAACAACCUCUAUCCAAACAAAUCUAGCUAUUUUGUAUCUCGGUUCAAUGCCAUAGACCAAAAAGCAGACCCAAGAAAGUACCUCUGUCCACACUGCGGGCGAAUGUUUCGGCAUGUAGGCCGGCUAAGAGCCCACAUGCUUACUCAUUCACGCUGUCAAGUAUUCACUUGUGGUAAGUGUAACAGGACUUUUAAAAACUGGAGUAAAUUUUGGAUUCAUCAGCGGUUCCAUAGACAGAGGAGGGGACGCUUUUUUUGUCCCAAGUGUGAUCAGGGGUUUCGAUUCGUGGGCUUGUACAAUGAGCAUUUGCAAAAACACCCAGAGCUCAAUGCGCACAUCUGUCAGUUCUGUCCUCACACCUUCUCAACUGCGCAACAUCUGAAGAAUCACCAGCAGGAAUGGCAUGGGUCAAGUAUGCCUUACAUUUGUGACAUUUGCGGAAAAGGCUUUGCAAGUGCUGUCAUUCUUCGGCGACACAGAGUUGUUCACUGUAGUAACAGUCAGAUGGAGACACCUGAUCUGCAGCCCAAUGUACAACCCUAUGAAUGUGCUACAUGCAGUGCUAGUUUUGAAAACCUGGACUCUCUUUUUCACCAUCAGUUCAGCCACACCUCUGAAGAUAGAAGGGCAAUAGCAAGGAAGCGGCAACUUGUAAGAGAUGGUCGUUCUCACAUUCAGUUGAAUCAAUCGCGUCCACACCAACGUCACAGCCGUGACUAUUCCUCAAGGCAAUCUGAUGUUCAGAAAUCAGAUAAUUUUCUUUCAUUCUCUCACUCAAAUGGAGAAAGACCUCAUUCCUCAUCACAAAUGGGUUCCCUGUAUUUACCUCCAGCACAACGGCUGCAGAAAAAAAUUCAGAGUCCCACUAUGACUUUACCUCAUCUGUCAUCAGAUACCCAUUCUAUUCCUGAUUCUCUGAGUGAUGAUGUACAGAUGAAUGAAAUGCCAGUACGUGUCAAUGACAAAUCUUUAACAGUUCAAAAAAGAAACGGUUCAAACCGAUCACAAUCCGUAAUGACGGCAGAGACGACAGCUGGUGACUUAGUUUGUGCUGAAUGCAAUGCCCGUUUUUCUGACCUUCCUGCAUUGCAUGGACAUUAUUUGGAACAUGCCAGAGGAGAAAUAUGAAUAUUCCCUGAAGAAAUAUUUUAUACUGUUCAUUUUUUGUUUAGUGAAUGUGUGAGUAUAGAUUUUGUGUAGGACUGACAUUUUUCUGAACUUUUAAACAAUGUGUUUAUCAUGUGAUAUAAACCUUGCUGAUGUUCUUUUUAAAUAGAAAGACUCCCAUCUGUGUAAAAUUGCUCUUUGGAUUUGUAGUAUUUUAUUGUGAUUGAAUUACUGUCAGUUGAUCUAAAGCUAUU